Arabidopsis arenosa is the source of this 2343-nucleotide messenger RNA. The record is from the annotation of a GenBank genome assembly. Lineage: Eukaryota; Viridiplantae; Streptophyta; Magnoliopsida; Brassicales; Brassicaceae.
AGGGUUCUGGUGAUUGUUGCUUAGGGUUUUCUGAGAGAAAGCAUGUUGUUAACUACGGGAAGAAAGGAGAAACUCUCUGUUUCUAAAGGUUCUGAAAUUGAAGUCUCUUCUCAAGAGUUUGAGUAUGGUACUGGCAAUGUCUGGUACUGCGCCAUUCUUGAAGAAAAUCUAGCUAAAUCGAAGCGGAAGAAGCUCUCUGUUCGUCACUUGGAUCCUCUGCUCAAGGAUGAUUAUUCUCCUCCGUUAAUCCAAACCACCGUGCAUCGUUUGAUGCGUCCAGUUCCGCCGCCGGAUCCGUUUCCAGAGGUCGAUUUUGAGGAAGGUGACGUCAUUGACGCUGCUCAUAAAGGUGGUUGGUGGUCUGGCUUGGUGAUUAAAGUUUUGGGAAAUCGGCGUUUCUUGGUGUAUCUCAGAUUCCAACCUGAUGUCAUCGAGCUUCAACGAAAGGAUCUGCGUCCGCAUUUGACUUGGAAAGAUGACGAAUGGUUUCGAUACGAGAAACAACAAUUGACUGAGUCGGAUUUUAGUGCCGGAAAGUCUGUAGAAGUCAGAACUGAGGUACACAAUUUGGGCGAUGUUUGGGCUCCGGCUAUGGUCAUUAAGGAGAAUGAAGAUGGGACAUUAUUGGUAAAGUUGAAGACUUUGAGCGAUGAAGAGGUCGAUUGCACCAAGAUAAGCGUUUCUUAUUCCAAAAUCCGACCUUCACCACUGCCUAUUGGUCUAAGAGAUUACCUAUUGAUGGAAAAUGUGGAUGCGCUUGUCGAUUCUGGAUGGUGUCCGGGUGUUGUUAGUAAAGUUCUGUUUGGGAAGAGAUACGCAGUGGCUUUGGGGCCAAACAAGGAGAGUAAGGAGUUUAGCCGUUUGCAGUUAAGACCUUCUAUAGAGUGGAAAGAUGGAGUUUGGCAUAAAGAAGAAAAGGUUUAUGAUAGCGAAGAGAGUUCGCAUGCAGUUGAAGAAACAGCUCGUUCAACCCGCAUAAGGGUAACUGUUCGAACUGCCUUGAGAGAGAAAAAUGCUUCGGCCUCAGUAAAAAAUUUGAGGGCGACACGCUCUUCUAGUGGUGCUAUCCAGAAUAUGCAGAAUCCUCUUCCUGCCUCUUCCUGUGGAGAUGUUGCAGCGGCUGGUAAAGCAUCUGUCACUGUGAGUGAAACACCGCUCUCCGAAACUGCAGCUCAGUUAUCUGGAGAAUUAGGGAGUAGGAUGACUGAUGUUGUGAUGAAUGAGAACACUCCAGUCACAAGCCAACCGGAGAUAGCAGCACCAAAAGAUUUUCACCCAUCGAUAGUCCUGGGCGUAGCCGCAGCGGUCAAAACACAAGGAAAAACAUCUCCGAAGAAGAAACUUCAGGCAAUGAAGAAUCAAAAGAGCUCUACAAAUGAUUCUGCUGGAGAGAAGGCACCUGGGGAGAUGAAAAACAGAGAGAGUGUUAAUAAGAGGAAAAGAGGACAGCCACGAAAGUUCAUAAGCACAGAGCCUAAGCAGAAGUCUGGUGUGUCUGGUAAUAAUUCAAAGGCUGCCACUAUUGAACAUGCCGAUAUGACUGAUGAUGAUAGGCCUCUCGCUUCAUGGAUCCACGCUGGAAAUUCAUCAUCGGGGCAAUCUGUUUCUCGGACUCCUGAUCUAGGGCUUAAUACAGUUGUGGAAAAUCAUGUCGAUGUUAUGGAAACUCCCCCAGCGAGAGAGUCGACAAUGGUUCUACCAUUUGUAAAGAAGUCACAGCUUUGGAAAGUCCUUGAAUCAAUGGAGGUCUUCAAAACAGUGCCACAGCGUCCACAUUUCAGUCCACUGCUAGAUAGCGAAGAAGAGUUCCGUGAAGGAGACGCUAUUGGUACAAUGGUGAAGUUUAGUUCGCUGUUAGAGAAAGUCAACAACCUACAAGUCGACGAUCCAAUAAGCUCGAUUAACAGGAUCGACGAGUGUUUCCUCAAGCUAGAGAAACAUGGGUUCAAUGUUACAACACCUCGAUCACGGAUCGCCAAGCUAUUGUCCAUUAAAGAAAGGCAGACAUGCGCAUUGGAAGAAUUAAAAGCUGUUGAGGAAAAGAUCACAGAGAAUGACAAUAAAAGAAGGAAGUAUGAAGAAGAUAUUGUUGAAUUGCAGAGACAAGAAGUGUUGAUGAAGGAAGCAAAGGUAACACUAGACAAUGAGAUAGCUCGGAUGCAGUCUCAAGCAGCUGUUCUUGACCAAAAGGUUCAGAAUGUAGAUCACGAGUUUCAGGCAAUUGUCGCUACCCCAUGGAAAUAAGCAAGUCGUAGAUCAGACGUUUAUGUUUAAGAAUAAUUGAGUUCUAUGUAUGUUGUUGGUAGAAAACAUAACUUUGACUAAUUAAAUUAAGUAAUGUCU